This is a messenger RNA of Panthera uncia (snow leopard), 948 nucleotides long. It is a transcript of the gene POLR2D, whose product is annotated as RNA polymerase II subunit D. Bases 73 to 501 code for a protein of 142 amino acids. Gene Ontology annotation, molecular function: nucleotide binding; translation initiation factor binding. Gene Ontology annotation, biological process: transcription initiation at RNA polymerase II promoter; positive regulation of translational initiation; mRNA export from nucleus in response to heat stress. The transcript has 4 exons. The record is from RefSeq and is a predicted model, not a curated record. Gene Ontology annotation, cellular component: P-body; RNA polymerase II, core complex. NCBI's taxonomy places the organism in Eukaryota, Metazoa, Chordata, Mammalia, Carnivora, Felidae.
GUGGCCGGGACCCGCGCUUCCGCUUCCGGCGGUGUGAGUGGGACGCGCGGCGUGGUGUGGCGUUUCGUGGCGAUGGCGGCCGGAGGUAGCGACCCGCGGGCCGGCGACGUAGAGGAGGAUGCCUCACAGCUUAUCUUUCCCAAAGAGUUUGAAACAGCGGAGACACUACUAAAUUCAGAAGUUCACAUGCUUCUGGAGCAUCGAAAGCAACAGAAUGAGAGUGCAGAGGAUGAACAGGAACUUUCUGAGGUCUUCAUGAAAACUUUAAAUUACACAGCCCGUUUCAGUCGUUUCAAAAACAGAGAGACUAUUGCCAGUGUCCGCAGCUUGUUGCUCCAGAAGAAGCUUCAUAAGUUUGAGUUGGCCUGUUUGGCCAACCUUUGCCCAGAGACUGCUGAGGAGUCAAAGGCUCUGAUCCCAAGCCUGGAGGGGCGGUUUGAAGAUGAGGAGCUGCAGCAGAUUCUUGAUGAUAUCCAGACCAAGCGCAGCUUUCAGUAUUAAUCUCCAGGUACCAUUCUGCUGCUGAGGGCACGACACCCCAGCCCAGCACGACUGUCCCAGGCUCUGGAGCUGACUUACACAGAAAUUGUAUGGCAGAAGACACUUGGUGUAGGUUGCUGUGUCGGACUUGACUAGUGGACCUUGAUAACCUGACCUUGCCUCUCAGAAGGGUGAGAUGGGGUGAUGUGCUCAUAUGCUACACUGUUGACUACCUCAUACCACGGUUUUGGUCCUGGUGGUAUUUUUUAAGUCCUCUCUACUCCCAGCAUGGGACUUUAACUCAUGACCCCAGGAUCAAUUGACGCAUGCUCUACCAACUGAUGCAGCCAGGUGCCCCCUUUUUAAGAUUUUAUCUUUUUAGCUCCUGUGUUAUUUUUGAUUCCUAAGAUUUCAUGUUUAAUAAUUUCAAUCUGUUUAUAGUUCUUAAAACUAAUAGAAUUAAGCAAU